Tripterygium wilfordii is the source of this 1553-nucleotide messenger RNA. RefSeq names its product tRNA (cytosine(38)-C(5))-methyltransferase 2. Lineage: Eukaryota; Viridiplantae; Streptophyta; Magnoliopsida; Celastrales; Celastraceae. Gene Ontology annotation, molecular function: methyltransferase activity. The transcript has 11 exons. Bases 104 to 1261 code for a protein of 385 amino acids. The record is from RefSeq and is a predicted model, not a curated record.
CUAAUCCUGCAAGGUUUAACCUUUUGAAAAAGGAAAACCUCCAACAACGUUCGAUUUGUUUGACUUACUUCAGGUGGGGGCGAGGCGGGAGAGGAAUAGAGUCAUGGAGGACGAGCCAUGGCGAGUCCUCGAGUUCUACAGCGGCAUCGGUGGCAUGAGGUAUUCGUUAACAGAGGCGGGAGUGAAUGCAAAAGUGGUUGAAGCUUUUGACAUAAACGACAAGGCGAAUGAUGUAUACGAGCACAAUUUUGGUCACCGUCCUUGUCAGGGUAAUAUCCAGAGCCUGACUGCUGCUGAUCUUGACAGCUAUGGUGCACAUGCAUGGCUUCUCUCUCCUCCUUGCCAACCUUACACUCGACAAGGCCUCCAGAAGCACUCUGGUGAUGCUCGAGCAUUUUCAUUUCUCAAGAUUCUUGAACUUAUACCUCAUAGUACGCGACCUCCAGUUAUGCUAUUUGUGGAAAAUGUUGUUGGAUUUGAGACAUCAGACACACAUACAAAAAUGAUGGAAAUGUUAGCAAACAAUGAUUUUGUUACACAGGAGUUCAUUUUAAGCCCAAUACAGUUUCGUGUACCAUAUUCCAGGCCGCGCUACUUUUGUCUGGCAAAAAGAAAGCCUCUAUCCUUUCAGCAAGAAGCCUUCAAUGGCCAGGUUCUUCAGUCUCCAACUCCAUUAUUUGGACAUGAUGAUAAUGUAGUAAUGAAUGAAUGUGAUAAACCACAAGAGAGCUGGGAUAGAUUGCUUCAGUCUUGUGAGCCAAUAGAGAGGUUUCUCGAGUUCAGUGAUUUCGGGGGCCAAAUAAAUGCAGAAUCUGUUGUUGGGGCAGUGAUUAAUAUUCCUCCAAAGGACCUUGGAGCUUCCAAUAAAAUUUGUGAGGGAAGUGAAUGUGAUUUGAGCUCCAUAGACCAAUAUUUCAUUCCCUUGAGCUUGAUAGAGAGGUGGGGAAGUGCUAUGGAUAUUGUCUAUCCGGAUUCAAAGCGAUGUUGUUGUUUUACAAAGAGUUACUAUCGAUAUGUGAAAGGUACUGGGUCCCUAUUGGCUACUGUCCAGCCAAAGAAUAAGGGGAAGGGCUCUUCAUUGAAGGAGCAGGCCCUUAGAUAUUUCACCCCCAGAGAGGUUGCUAAUUUCCAUUCUUUCCCAGAGGAUUUUCAGUUCCCACAACACAUAAGCCUUAGACAGCGUUAUGCAUUGCUGGGGAACAGUUUAAGCGUAGCAGUGGUAGCUCCCUUGCUCAGAUAUAUAUUUUCUCCACCUCCUUGAUGUGUCAUUGUGUCCAUCACCCCAUUCAUUGGAUUCUGAUCCUUCCCUUUGGAAAAUUACUUACAGGUAAAGCAUUGGGAUGAAGACUUGGGGAAAAUUAUAGGCUCCAUUAAAGUCAAAUUGUUCACCAUUAUGAUGACCUGAAUGCAGAUCUUCGGUAGGAUGCUAAGUGUAUCAACUUUGUAAAACUACUUUUUCCAUUGGAGAUGAUACGUAAAGUAUUGCCCCAGGACAUAUGAAAGUUUGCAUAUUAUAUUUUUAUUCCACCCGAAAUGCAUCAAUCCCUUGAUCA